GUCUCGAUCUUCUACAGGAUACCAAAACACACCCUCCCCUCCCCCGAAUAAAGUUAUAAUUCAAAAUUAUAAAAACAAAAGAAGGUCAAAAGUCAAAUUGCUCCGCCUUUCUUUUUUCUUACAAGUUGAUCUUUUCCUCUUCCCUCUCUCUCGUUCUCUUUCUCUCUCAAAUCCAGAAGAAGAAGAAGAAGAAGAAGAAGAAGAAGAAGGGAGAGAAAUGUGUGGGAUAUUUGCAUAUCUGAAUUACAACGUCAACAGAGAGAGGCGUUAUAUUCUUCAGGUGCUAUUCAAUGGUCUCAGGCGUUUGGAAUACAGAGGCUACGAUUCCGCUGGGAUUUCCAUCGACCAUUCCUUUUCCCUCGAUCCAAACACUCCCCAAUCUUCCUCCAAUUCUCCGCCUCCCCCACUAGUUUUUCGCCAGGAGGGAAACAUCGAGAGCCUCGUCAAAUCCGUCUACCAAGAGGUUGCCGAAACAGAGUUAAAUUUAGAAGAAUGUUUCUCUCACCAUGCUGGAAUAGCGCACACCCGGUGGGCUACUCAUGGAGAGCCAGCUCCAAGGAACAGCCAUCCACAGAGUUCUGGCUCUGGAAAUGAAUUUUUGGUUGUUCACAAUGGAGUUAUCACUAAUUAUGAGGCCUUAAAGGAAUCACUGGUCCGGCAUGGAUUCACCUUUCAAUCUGAAACUGAUACAGAAGUAAUUCCAAAGCUUGCCAAAUAUGUUUAUGAUAAAGCUAAAGAAGGAGAAGGUGACCAUACUAUCACAUUUAGUCAAGUUGUGCUUGAGGUUAUGAGGCAUCUUGAAGGAGCAUAUGCCCUGAUUUUUAAAAGCCAGCAUUAUCCAAAUGAGUUGAUUGCUUGCAAGCGUGGCAGUCCAUUGCUCCUUGGUGUCAAAGAAUUUAAUGAAAAUGCUAGCAAUGGAUCUACUUUCCAAGAUGAUAAUUUCCUUUCAAAAAGCGGACAUGCUAAGGAACUCUUUUUAUCCAGUGAUGCCAAUGCUGUAGUUGAACACACUAAAAAGGUUUUGGUGAUUGAAGAUGGUGAAGUAGUACAUCUUAAGGACGGAGGUGUUUCUAUCUUAAAGUUCGAUAAAGGGCAGCACGGUGGCCUUUCAAGAGUUGCAUCAGUACAAAGAGCAUUGUCCAUUCUUGAGAUGGAGGUUGAACAAAUAAACAAAGGAAAUUACAAACAUUAUAUGCAGAAAGAAAUUCAUGAACAGCCUGAAUCUCUAACAACCACAAUGAGGGGGAGACUUUUACGUGGAGGUUCCUGCAAAGCCAAGACUGUUCUCCUUGGCGGACUGAAGGAUCACCUUAAAACAAUUAGGCGAAGCAGGCGAAUUGUUUUCAUUGGUUGUGGUACAAGCUACAACGCUGCCUUAGCUGCAAGACCAAUAUUGGAAGAACUUUCUGGUAUCCCUGUUACAAUGGAAAUUGCUAGUGAUUUGUUGGAUCGGCAAGGACCUAUAUACAGAGAAGAUACAGCAGUCUUUGUCAGUCAAUCUGGUGAAACAGCAGAUAGUUUGAGUGCAUUGGAAUAUGCUCUAGAAAAUGGUGCAUUAUGCGUUGGCAUUACAAAUACUGUUGGCAGUGCAAUAGCCAGGAAUACACACUGUGGUGUUCAUAUAAAUGCUGGUGCUGAGAUUGGUGUGGCAAGUACUAAGGCGUACACAAGUCAAAUAGUGGUGAUGGCUAUGCUAGCACUAGCUAUAGGAGGUGACACAAUUUCCAAUCAAGCAAGAAGAGAGGCUAUAAUAGACGGUUUAUUUGAGUUGCCAAACAAAGUCAGGGAGGUCCUCAAGCUUGACCAGACGAUGAAGGAUCUUGCACAAGAACUGAUAGCUGAACAGUCACUUCUUGUGUUUGGGAGAGGAUACAACUAUGCAACAGCUCUGGAGGGUGCUUUGAAGGUAAAAGAAGUGGCCCUUAUGCACAGUGAAGGAAUACUUGCCGGUGAAAUGAAACAUGGUCCUUUGGCUUUAGUUGAUGAAAAUCUCCCUACAUUUGUGAUUGCUACCCGUGAUGCUUGCUUCAGUAAGCAGCAAUCAGUUAUUCAGCAGCUUCAUGCCCGCAGAGGACGUCUGAUAGUAAUGUGUUCGAAAGGAGAUGCUGCAUCUGUGUGCCCUGGGGGAUCUUGUCGAGUGAUUGAAGUUCCUCAGCUUGAGGAUUGCCUUCAACCUGUAGUUAAUAUUGUUCCAUUGCAGCUGCUGGCAUAUCAUCUCACUGUUUUAAGAGGUUUCAAUGUGGAUCAGCCUCGGAAUCUUGCGAAGAGUGUGACUACGCAGUAAACAAGUUUCAACUUUGAUGGACGUACCUCAUAUACUCGUUGGUGUGUGCGUUCCUAAAUUAUGCUGAGAACAUCAAGACCUUAGCUGAAUGCUGCUAAAAAUCACCUUUUGUUUGAUGUGUAAUAUGUAGGUAAAAUGUCUGGUGUGAUGCUGAUGAGGUUGUUGUGAAUCUUCAGCUUUGUAAAUCAAUACAACUAGGAAGGAACAAUACUAACACGCCCUGUGUCUCCCUCUUCCUGCGGAGUUUGUUUUCUUCUUUUGAUCUUGUAUCCGUCAUUUCAUUUUUAACAUCUACAUUUGAACAUGGAGAUAUAUUUUGUAAUAGCGCAAUAUUAUUUGCAUUGGACAAUAUAUCUUUUUUUCUUCAA
Molecule: messenger RNA, 2652 nt
Organism: Prunus avium (sweet cherry)
Lineage: Eukaryota; Viridiplantae; Streptophyta; Magnoliopsida; Rosales; Rosaceae
Gene: GFAT
Product: putative glucosamine-fructose-6-phosphate aminotransferase
Biological process (GO): protein N-linked glycosylation; fructose 6-phosphate metabolic process; UDP-N-acetylglucosamine metabolic process
Molecular function (GO): L-glutamine:D-fructose-6-phosphate transaminase (isomerizing) activity; carbohydrate derivative binding
Source: RefSeq, a predicted model, not a curated record